Hordeum vulgare subsp. vulgare (domesticated barley) is the source of this 3158-nucleotide messenger RNA. RefSeq names its product splicing factor, arginine/serine-rich 19-like. The coding region runs from base 244 to 2877 and encodes 877 amino acids. The record is from RefSeq and is a predicted model, not a curated record. The transcript is spliced from 3 exons. NCBI's taxonomy places the organism in Eukaryota, Viridiplantae, Streptophyta, Magnoliopsida, Poales, Poaceae.
AGGUGGCGGGUAGCGAGGCCUAGCCUAGGUGCCGUUGCGUGCCACCUACUACAACAUCCUCCACGCCCUCGCUUUUCUGCUCCGGGACCGAAGCACGGGUCGGCGAAAACAAGUACACACGCAUCGCACGGCCAGGCCCCAGACUGACCUGACCGGAGCUCGGGACGGAGGAGCGAGCCAGCGAGCGAGUGGCGACGCCAUUGUGGUGGCGGGGCGGCCGCGGGAGGUGGGGAGAGGAGGAGGAUGGGCGGCGGCAGCCUGGCCAUCGUGGAGAAGAAGCCGCCUUUCGGGGGCGGGGGCGCGGGGGGCUGCGCCGGCGGCGUGCUCUUCCACCUCCUCGACUGGCACCGCCGGCUCGCGCGCAAGCGACGCCUUUUCUCCCCGCGCCGCCUGCUCCCCUCCGCCGCCCGCAGCUCCUCGCUCCGCAGGCUCCCGCCGCCGCCGCCCUCUCCGUCGGCCCCGCAGCUUCCUCGUCCAGCGCAGAGCGCCGGGGCCGGACCAGAUGGGAAAGCUCCUGCUGCCCCUCCCGGCGUCGUCGCGCGCCUCAUGGGCCUCGAGUCCUGGCCAGCCGCGCCGCCCAGGCCGCAGAAGCAGAGGAAGGUGGAGGCGACGGCGUCGGCGGGGGGAGACAACGAGCCGGCGCCGGUGGUCGUGAUGCUGCCACCGAGCCGGCGCCCGCCCGCUCCCGGGUCGCCCACGCACGCCACCCGGAGCCACCACAGCGCCGACCUGCCGGCGAGGAGCCCGAGGCGGACUCGCCUCGUGCACGCCGCCGCGUCGAGGCUGCUGGAGCCGGGGGCGCGCGGGAGCUCGAAGGCGAGCGCCCGGCUGCAGGCCAUGGCGUACGCCUGCUCCUCGCCGCAGCACCGCGGCCACCCCGGCGCCCCGCAGCAGAGCUGGGGCACGCUCGAGAUCGACGACUUCCUGUCUCGCUCCGACAGCCUGUCGUUAGAGCGUCGGGCACCUCCUCCUCCUCCUCCUCCGGCGGAUACAGACCAACGGGGCAAUGCCGUCAGUUCCCGCUGGCAGGAGGCAGACCCCGUCAACACCAUGAGCGGCACUGCUGCUGCAGGCUCAGUGACAAGCACUAGUCAUACUAUUGUGGUACCAAGAGUGGAUUCCUACGAUGCACACAUGAGUAGAAGCAGCAGCUCUGAUGUGGAUGCAAUGCAAAGAGAUUAUAGGGCAAGAACUGGGGGAAUGGGCAGUUAUGCCGGGGUCAGAUCGAGCAAUGCCGGUGCCGGCGCAAGAACCGGAGAACAGAGGCUGUCGCGCAAACGGGGCGCCUUGUCUAGGCCAGAUGUUCCAAGGAGUGCUGGGUCUGGGAACUUGGCUAGUUCAACGCGUUCGAUCGGCAAUGCUCGUGAAUCGGCACCUGCUAGUAGUAGGAGAGCAGCACACAAUUCUGGUAGUAGUAGUAUGAGGGCACCACACAAUUCUGGUCUGAGGAGGGAGUCGAUGAGUUCGACCACCCCACAAAGAAGCACACUAAGAGACGUGAUCGACCGAAAUGGGUCGGCGUCCACAAGUAGGGAUACAAGCAAUGCAUCUGGGCAGAGGAGAGGAUCACGCAAGAAAAUCGACCAUAGCAUCGCAGCCAGUAACAGAGGAGGUCGUAACACAAUUGCAUUUUCCUCUAGUUCAUCUGCGAGACCGGUUUCCAGGGCUUCGUCAAACGGCAAAGUUUCAGAGAACAGAGGGCUCCGAAGCACACAAGCCGAUACCGGUUGUGCAAGAAUGCCGGUGGUAGAUGCCAAAUGUUCGGAAGCCGAACCUUGUGCCAUGGGUUCCACAUCUGAGAAAGAGGAGUUUAGGAGGCUGUUGAAAGCAAAGGUCAAUGAGCUUGGUCUGUCAGAUAGGGUCGAACCAAGUGAUGGUCAUUCGGCAAACUUGACUGUGUCGGUGCUCCAAGAGCUCAUUUCUGCCCUUACCAAUGACACAAACACCUCAGCAUCCCAAACUAGUAACUAUUCGGAUUCAUCAGCUCCUCUGAAUAAUGCUGAGACUGUAUACAAUUCCAAUGUUCAAUCACCUGACUUUCACAAGCGUUAUCAGUUCCAGGAUGACCAAGGGGCUGAUUCUUCUGCUACAUGCACAAAUGAUGAGCCCAAUCAGCCGAGCCCAACAUCAGUCCUCGAAGCAUGCUUCUCAAAUGAUGCUUCCUCUGUUGGAAGUCCAACUGAAAAUAUCGAGAGUACAGAAUUCUUUGUUUCAAUGGAGAACAAAAUGGAAGAUCUCUUCAAUCUUGAGUCUGACAUUGUGGAUCUGUCCAUGUCCAUCGACACAACAAAGAGUGACGAUCGCGGCGGCAGUGCUGAAAUACCAUAUGUUCAGAGUUCUCCAGAGCAUGAUUUCGCCUUCUUAGAAGGCAGGCUCCACAGCAUAGGGGAGGCCAUUGCAAAUGCUGAGCUGCUCUUGGACAGUAGCCUCUUUUGUGGGUCAUCGUCUAGUCUGUCACUCCAUUCCUUCAUCGUCGAGAUGCUGGAAACCGUCGAGGCCGUCUUCGGCGAUGGAUCAGAGAGCAGCCUUGGUUUCAAGGAGGAAAACAAGUGCCAACGCACCAACUUCCUGUUUGACUGCAUCGUCGAGUCGCUGGACUCGAAGUUCCGUGAUUUCGGCAAAUGCGGGUACAAGGCUUUGUUGCGAACACCUCUCACCCUGAGCAAGGACCUGCUGAAGAGGGAGAUAUCUGAAGAGAUCGGCAGCUGGAGCGAGAUGUCGUCGGACCGGGCCACCGCGGAGAAGGAGCUGGAGCAGGUUGUGGCAGCAAGGUGGGACCCGUGCCGGACCGAGGCGUUCGACAUCAGCGUUGCCAUCGAGGGCGACAUACUCGAGGCCAUCGUCGGCGAGUUCGCCUUCGACCAAUGCUGCCGCUGAAGGUGUGCAAGUGUACUGGCUGGCAUGACAUUGGCCACUUUACAAGUAAACACUCUGCAGAUAUGUACUGUGUUUUCUCCGUGGAAGGUUUUGUACAGCGUCAUGUAGUAAUAUAUGGACGCCCCCACCCCUGGUUAUUUUCCCUUUUGUGUAGUACUGCUGCUAAAAGUUCAUGCACCGUUUUCUUUUCUUUUACCCUCGGGAGGCAUUUGCUGCCCUUUUCACUGAAUAAUGCAAGGUUCUUUUAUGCUACAGUUGUAGUGCAUAUUAUUUCCUCUUGA